Xyrichtys novacula (pearly razorfish) is the source of this 43826-nucleotide messenger RNA. The record is from the annotation of a GenBank genome assembly. NCBI's taxonomy places the organism in Eukaryota, Metazoa, Chordata, Actinopteri, Labriformes, Labridae.
AUGGAUGAGUUUGAGGGAAGACUGGCGGGGCUGGUGCGGUCUUAUCAGCAGUUACUGAUACUCCUUGAGGAGUUACAAAGACCACCAAAUGGCACAGAAUUCAUGGAGGGAGGUAGCAGAUGUCAUGGCUAUCAACGAUCCGAAUGUCUGCCAUAAAAGGUGGAAAAACCUACUUCUUCUUCUGUUUUUUGCUACUUCCUAUUGUAUUUUUUCUCUACCGCCUCCUGUCUUUGCUGCGAAUAUUGCAACCGAGAAAGCGCAUAGCAUAAACGCCUGUGAGCUGCCGAGGUGUGCGCACCAUCUGCGAACGGAGUCAGGCGACAGUAUACAGUAAGCAGGGCUUUACCAAUGUAUAUCAAAGCCAAGAGGGAAGACAUACUACUUUGUCCACAGGGGGUGCCAAAUCUACAGGUUCCUCAGAAAAGCUUUAAAGGGCAACUUCCCCCAGUUAUCACUUAAAGUUUCUCUUUCCCUCUCAGCUCAAGACCAUUGUUUCAGUCAACAAUUUAGGCUAGUUUCAAAAGUUUAAAAGUGACAAAUAAGAUUUAAAUCCAUGCAUACUGCAAUAAAAAAGAUGCAUUAGCAGGUCGAACACUGUAAGAUGGAAUAAUUUGCCAAGCCUCAAAGCAUUUGGUUUAGAUUUCCCAUAUCGUUGAGGAAUAUCAACAGACUUCAACACAUGAAAAUAAGAGUCUUAAAAAGGAUGUUUUUCUUGUUGAAAGCACAAAGAGUUCAAAUCAUUUUUGGAAGCACAGUUGGCAUAAUUUAACUAUUUUGAAGAAAACUUUUGAGUCCACUUCACUUUCAAAGAUAGAUGUGUAUUUUAUGACUGCUGUUUGAUUGCUACAUCUCACAAUAGUCUUGCAGUGAGAGAUAUUCUCUCUACCAUUUGAUUGCGCUGACUCUUUGAUGGUUAAUUCAUCCGAACUCAGCUCAAGUUUCCUGAUAGCUUAUCAGAUAUUUUACAGGAAAUCUAACCCCGUCAAACAGGCGACUCAGCUGAGAUUGUGACGAGAUAUAAAGUUUGUUUGCUUCACCUCUGAAGUCAGUUGCCUUCUUGUAACACGUCUCUGCACUUGUGAAUUUUUGUACGGCAGACUAAAAAAGCUGAAAAAUUGAAUUUUAUCUGAUUGUUUUGUCGUUAUCACCGCCAUCCAAUGAUGAGAACGCCACAAAGAGAGCAGCUGUCACACAGAUGCUUGCUGACCACUGGCUAGAAACCCUUUUUAUUCUGUGCCCUAUAAUUUCACUUGACAUUAAUUGGCAGGUUCCUAUCUAAACUCUGCAUUCCACCCACAUGCCCUCCACCAUUGUAAUGUAAACUACAAUUCUAUUCCAAGAGAAAAUUGGUCCCUUUGUGUUAGCUGGGGGAAUUAUGCAACAAGCAGGACCCGUUCGUCAUUUUAAUUGCCACAGUGCUCAGAAAAAGUUUUCCUUUUCCCCCCAUCCUCUUACUGCAAAGUAGCUAUUGUUAGUACGGAAAUGAAACAUUAGAAAACAGUGAGAUGUGUUGUGUGUGUGGGUGAGGAGAGCGAGGUGAGGAGAUGCUGUAAGGUGAUGUGAUGCCGCCGCUUUAACUUGUAAAAGUGACAGAAAUAGGUGAGGGGAGAUUUCGAAUAUGAAAUGAACUUUUGCACUUUGGAUUUAUUUGUUUGGGUUUUCACAGCGCAGUCUGGUCUCUGAGUUGGACACGACAACAAACUGGUGCAGCAGACCUUUUCUGCUCUCCUCGCUAAUUAUGCAACAGGAAUGUUGCUGAUGUAAUAUUGUUGUGGAUUAGAAAAAAAGCACUGUUUGUUGCAUGGAACUGUGAUUCCUUAGAGGGAUCUGUAGCAGAGCUGCGGGCUGUAGAGAUAAUCUUAGCCUUCACACUAGUUGAUGCACAUUUUAAGUAGUGGAUGUGCAAAAUUCAAAGCAGAAAGGGUUUACUUUGCAUGUUCAUCACCCUAAAUGUCAAAAGGCUCAUGUUUGUAUGACACAUUUGUCUAAAAAACUAAUUCAACCUCGGGCUCGAGUGCCUCUGUUCUGCCCCAUAUGACUGAAGGGCUUUUAAAUUAUAUGAACUCUUCUGCUUUUGUCUGUUGUGUGUCUGUAUGCCGUUUUGUGUAUCUCUGGGCCAUUGUCACCCUUUUAGAAAAAAAACUAACAAACUGUGCCUCUUUACUUUGUGAAGUGCCGAGCCUCUCAUCUGGAGUGUGAUUCAGUUUUAAUGAGAUGGAGGUGAAUGAGGAGCUGGCCAGCCUUCAUAGGAGGAACUAAAAAAAGGGAAAAGCUGAUGUUCAUUUCUCUAUUCUCGUCGCAGGAAAAAUGCUGCAGGGGAGAGUGGGGUAAGUUGAGCCACCCCCUGUUGAUUGGAAAUGGUAAAAGAAAUUGAUCAUGUGACCAAAUAUUUAGGAGAUGGGCAUCAAUUCAUGGAGUCUGUGAAGGUUAGAUGCACAUGGGUGAAGGGGUUAGACAUUAAUUUACAAAAAAAAAACAACAUUUUUCACUCUUGAAAGUGAAUUUAGUCUGUCAUUAGUUUUAUUAGAAUUGUGUUCAGACCAAAAAAGAUCAUUUUAAAUUUGUUUUAUACAUCAAUUGUGGUAUCUGUGAGCUACAACAUGAGGUCAAAAACCUAAUAUAAAAGUCCACCAUUUUAGCCCUUUAAUGCCUGAAACCAUAAAAAAAUUCAAAUGCCCUUAAAAUUUAAAAAUGUAUUUAUGUUUGAUACAUUAGAUGUUUUUAGAAACUACAAGAGGACAUUUUAAUCAUUUAUCAGACUGUAAUUAGGUGUUUUUUUUGUAAUUUGUUGAUCAUAUUGAUUUGAUAGAAGUAUACAAAAGCUUGUAUCAAAUAUGAUACAAAAGGCAUUAAAGGGUUAGCUUAGAGGACUAAUAAAGUCAUAAAAGUAGUUCAGGAGUAAGUUGAGCCAGUGGUUCAACUGAGAAAGUAAAGGAGUCUGAUGAGAGGAUCAGAGUUUCAGUUCACAUUGUUGAAAUGUGUUACUUUAUGUUUUCAAAAAUACAGCUGUGAAUGUUCUGAAUCACUUAAAGGUAUUCUCAUGUUAAAAUGUCUUUUUACAAAACAGCUUUUUAGCAGUUAUAUGCAAUGAAAGUAAUAAUAAUAAUAAUAAUAAUAUAAUGCAUCAGAUUUCAUAUAGCGCUUUCUCAGAGCCCCUCAAAGAGCUUUACAUUGAUUACAUCAUUCAUUCGCUCACACAGUCACACCUUGAUGGUGGUAAAUUAUCAGUAUCACAGCUGCCCUGGGGCAGACUGACGGACGCGUGACUCCGACAUCCACCACACAACACUCACAAUCAUACACCAGUGGAGGACACACACUGGGAGCAAGGUGGGUUAAGUGUCUUGCCCAAGGACACAAUGGUCAGACUUGGGAUGAGGGGUAAUCGAACCACCAACCUUCCAGUUAUUGGACAACUUCUCUACCUCCUGAGCUACUGCUGUCCCGGAAGAGUUGUUGUACCAGUUGAAUAGCGUGUAAUAGAUAAAAAUGCACGUGAAUGUGAAGAAGUGACUGUUAUUUAGGGAGAGAGAAGUUGAGGAAGGGCUGGGGUGGAGAGUGGGGGGUAGUAGGGAUACGGCUCAACUUACUCCAUACACAGGGUAAGUUGACCAUAUGAGACCACUUUUUUGGUAUGCUAUAUUAUUAAGACAGUUAUGUUUACACUCAUUCUGUUGGUUUGCAGAUACACUAUUUAGAGACAAAACUGAUUGUCUUGAUGUAGUGAUCCUAAAUAUGAAAAAUGGCUCAUCUUACCCCACUCUCCCCUAAUCUUGUAGUCUUUUAAGCAUUUUUAAAUUCCCUUAUCUGGAAGUUUAGCUAUUAUCAAAAGUUAGAUUGCACCUCUCAACUCAGCUCCACAGGAAAUGUCAUUGAGUGACUCACAAAAAAGACGAAUAACGAGACGCUGGAGACGGAAAUUGAGUUUAAUGCACACAUUUAUAACGUUUUAAAGCUGCUUAACACGAGAUUUCUCUCCGCUUUCGCACAGAUAGCUAGUGUUAUUUCGAGUUCCCCCCUCUGUAUCUGCGCUGUAACUCUCUCAAACAGACGCUUUGUCAGGUUUUAUGAGAGGUGCGGGCGCAACCUUCAUUAGAGCUGUGGAGCUGCUCAGAAGAGGCUGCAAGCGCGCAAUUCCACGCUCCACCGGGGGGAUUUAUCAACAGAUCUUCUUUCCUCAAGUUAAUUUCACGAACUUUUCAACGAACCUUUGCUAUAAAUAGGAGAUUUAAUACAUAAAAAUACGUCCGGUUCCAGUUUAACGUAGAUUGAGCGCCUCUCGAUGCAGGCGAUAUUGUCACACAGGAGGAGGAGAAUCCUUAUCGGAGAUCAUUGCUCUCGCUAGUUGUGGACAUCUAAGCACUACUACUGGGCGGUAGGUUCUAUUAUCACACCGGUCUGUGGGCUUUUUUUUUAAGCUACCCACUGUUUCACAACCGCAGGCACGAGUUGGAGAGCACAGAGGAGAGAGUUUGGCACACUUGCCAAAUGCGAGCAGGACUUCAGAACCAAGGACAGAGGCAAACCGCUGCCUGGCAAACAUGCUCAAAGUGAACCACAUCUGGACGAGGCUUGUCACGUGAAGAUCUGCAGCGUGGUCGUCGCAGGGUUCGUGGGGGGGGAAAAAAAAGACCUGCAGAUACAUCAGAGGAGAGACGUCUUGAGCUUCAAAGAGGUAAGAAAUAUUCACUUUGCAUGUCGAUUUUUACGCAAAUGUGGGUUUUUCUCACGUUACCUGCUUGUCUUGAUUGAUUGGCUGUAUUGCAACCUCAACUUCACUGGCACUAGAUUUAUCCUUUAGGCACUUUCUUUCUUUAUUGUAAUGAAAUCUCUAAUGGUGCCUCCAAACUUGCCAAACAAUGCCCAUACUUUACGCAAAAGUGACCAAAUGUGUGAAGUUGUUCCCCACUUGACCCAAAUGAAUCUCGAGCAGCAGUCACAAUAAUCCCUAACUAGAAAUUACAUAAUCUAAUAUCAGACUCAAGCCAAUCACUGCUUUUGUUUUCAGUCACAGCCAAAAAACAAUGGAAUAGCACCCUACUGUGAAAGUAAUUGGACUUCUUUCAGCUUACAACACCCAUCUGAGAGUUCUCUUUGUUGGAAUAUGUUGGCUGUAAUGAAAAAAUGGACAUUAAUUUUCUGUCAGUAGGAGGAUGGGCUGUAUGUAGCAGGAGGAUUUCUCUGGAAGAAAAGUGGCUGACAGUGAUAAAUUGGUCUACCUCCACCAUGUCUCCAUGGGUGUUGUUAACAUGUUAUUAUUAGAUACUCUCCAUCGUUCAGUCUUCAAAGACGUGUUCUCAUCCUCGUGCACUUUGUCUCUCUCAGAUUGACUUUGUCUCUGCAAGUGUGUGAUCAUUUCAAAAAGUCCUCUGUUGUUUUCAGAGUUUAACAGCCCAACGACCAGAUUCCCCGCUGCUAUUUUCUGAUAAAAUUAUGCACUUGAUCUGCGUUCAAAUUCACACUCAGCUGGCUGCUUUCCACCACAGAGGCUUCCUAAUUCCUUCAGCUGACACGUCCAGGUGGAGGAAUUAACUGUGCCCUGACUGGAGAUGGUAGAGUGAUAGGGAUCAUUAGUAGACUUUUUCUGUACUUACACUUUAUUAGCAGUAAAUAUAACACAUCCUUUUUUGGACAGGUGCUCCGAAUCCUUCUAACGAUAUGAGAAAAAUCAUGAAGUUAGAUUGUCCAGGUGGCUUGUUAUCGUUCUUACCUGAGGCGCCAGGUUGGCGCAGUUGUGUUGAGUGCGUGAACAACCUGUUUGUAAUUAAUUUUGCUUACUUUUCUGAAUACCAUACACCACUUUAAUGUCAAACUCUAGCUCUCUUCAUUCAUUUUUUUGCCAAUUUAACCAGACAAGACAGCCACCUUAAUAUUUGAUAUCCCUGUGUCUUCUCAUUGAAGAAAAUGUGACAGCCUGUUGUUAUGGCUGUGAUAAAUUACUACAAAGAUAACAUUAACUGAACAUUUUGCCUGUGGAUUAUGCAAAAUUAUCAUAAUGUGGUCACAUGAAUGAAUACAUAUUUAAAUAAGCAAUUCUCCGCUAUGAAUUAUCUUCCUGCCAUGUCAGUCAUGUAAACAAAAGAAAGCAAUAUUUUAGAUUACUCUCAUGGGAAGAGUGCUGCACUUGGGCUGGUAUUACACAGACUAAUGAGUCGUGGCUGAUGGAAUAGAGUCUAAAAUUUAAUGUCAUGUAUUAACAAAAAGGAAAACCGAACAAGCCAAGGUGUUUGCAUCGAAAUUAUACAGUUUUAAAAACACCUCACUGAUUUUUUUAUUAGCUGUGUAUCAUCGGUGUACGAACAGAUGGCUCGUCUCUUAUUUCUACACCCUAUUCCAUGGUCAUGAAUAGCACAUUUCUCCAUACACUCAUACUUGCAUAUGUAGUACUACAGCCGAACAUGCCAGUCAGCGUCAUCGCUGUAAGCCACUGUGCAGUGAGUCAUACAUCCCCCACGAGGAAAGAUCUUCCUAAAGCUUGUGUUUGCUUGUGCUGAUGAAAUGCUGUCCUAGGCGUGAGCAUUUCUUUAGUAGCUGGUUCACAACUGAGAAAAGCUUACUGCCUUUACUUUUUUUUGAACUCACCUUUCGGAGGGAAUAUUGUGCUCAGACAUAUGGGGGCAUCCGGCUGAGUGUGAGCGUGACAGUCAUUUCUACAUCAAGGUACUUCUAAUGAUGUGAUCCGAGGAUGAGAGGAGCUACUUCUCAACUAAUCAGAGUCUAUGAUUUGACACUCAGGCGAGCUGAUAAGAAUGUUUACACAUACUUUUAUUUUCAUUCCUGCUGUAUCUGAUGACAAACCCAGCCUCUAUUUGCACUUCUUAAAGGUUUCGAAAUGCUCCUCUGGACCCCCAGCCUCUCUCUGACCUAUAUGGCUUGCCUAAUUGGCUGUUCCUUAUUGGACCAUUAAUCCACACUGCAACGCCGUCGUUGCAACCAGAAAGCCCCCAUCUGCUUUUGCAGACAGCACGUGGGAGCAAUUAGACUUUUUAUGUUCACUCCUCAGUGACUUUUCCACCUUGAUUCAAAGAAAAGGUCAGAUGUGGGGAAGCUUUUCUAGCACAUCCCCUCACGUGGUUUUUCAACAAGUAACCUUGCAACAUAAAGUAACAAAUAGACAUUAAAUUUUUAAUGUUAUAUUGUUAUCAAAAGGGGAAAUAACUUUUGUGUUUUCCUUUCGGUCCGAUUUUAAAGAAUUUUCAGUUUCUUUCAGAUUUCGAACCCUUUAAAAUCCACCAUGCACGACUAUCUGCUGCAGGAACCCUACUGUAAAAUGCUGGAGCAAAAAUGUCAAAUGCUCACCCACCACCACCAACCCCUUAACACCGUCUAUUUCUAACGUUCCCAAAGUUAGAAACAGAAAAAAAAAAGGGAUGCCCAUAUGAUUGAUUAAACUUUGUAAAGUGCACUUCCAAAUGAAAAGGAAGUGCACUCUAGUGUGCUCUGAUAAUGCAACAUAUGUAAUGAAAGGCUCUGAAAAAAGGAAAAUAAAACAUGAUACAGACGACCUACUGUACUCCCAAUCCCCAGAUGUUAUAUGGCAAGUGUUUGGGUUACUGUUUGUGUUAUAGACUCUGCCGGUAUAGAUGAUCUCUACAGACGAUGGUGUUCACUUUCAGGCACAUCUGAGGAGGCCGUUUUUACUCAUUUUUUAAUCCUGAACACACAGUUGCUUCUUAAGUUGCGAAUUGGAUUGUAAACAAUUCAAAGCACAAAAAUGGGAGUCUUGGCUGUGGGCCAUUUAUGGAGAGAAAUUGCCUAUCGUUCCCAGAGGCAUAUAUCAUUGUAAGGCGAUAACUGGUGGGUUUUGACACAGCCUUACUAUACGCUAGAAAAUCGUCUGUUCACUAUAUGCAGCUGGUGCCCUUUCUGAAAAAACGCACUUGACCCUGAGACUGCCUGAGUCUGUGACAGGCACUCAGUCACCCCAGCUUUUGAAACGUGCGACAGCCUGUCUGCCGUCAGUGAUAAACCUGAUUGUUAUCUGUUAUUGAAAAACUGUUUUGUAUGCAGUCGGGAACAUUUUUAUGAAGUGUUAAAAAUGCAUUUGUAAGUUCUCUUAACCUGUUUUUGUGCAAGUUGAGCUCACGUACAAGAUCAGACUGUGCUUUCACACAUCUGAGAUCUUAGACAGUGCAAAAAUACACAGAGCAAUAAAAAUAAGUCACACGUUUCCCUUUGUGAUUUCCUGUUUAUUUGUAGGAAAUACAAAUAGAAUGAAAAGUUGUCAUAAAGGUGAAAUUCCAAUGAGAAAACUUUGUCAACCUGCUUUUGUUCAUCAGCGUUUAUCCUUUUUCUUGCAUUUACUGUGCUGAAUGCAAGAACAACAUACAAACAGCUGUUUAUAGACAUAUUUUACUUUACAUCUUUAUAAACGGACCAUAAGGUUUCCCUCCCACAACCUGAUGCAAUAUUUAUCCGGCUGGAUAGUCAGCAUUCAUUAACUUUUUCCUCUUCGGUGUUUGUGUCUUUCACUGCUCCUGAGAUGUCCCAGGAUAUUCUUCAGAUGUCUCUCAAGAAGCACGCCUUUACACAAGCACGCACACACCGACAGAGACACACACCGGAUAAACUCGCGUGGGUGUAGCUGCUUCAGCUGGUGUUUUUGUAACCUCUGUUCUGCCUCUAUGAGCGCAGGAACCAGUCAACACUCACUCUGAAUAAUAUUACCAUGAAGGAAUCGAAAGCUUUAAAGGGUUUAAAAGUAACACGUCGUAAUCUAAUGCUGUUAUAUCAGUGACAACACUUAGUGGUAAGUAGAAGUCAGUGGUAAUUAGCUGUCUACUGCUCGUUUACGUAGAGGGGGGGGGGGGGGGCAGCUGCUUAUCCAGUUGUCCAAACUACAGCAGAGCUCUGUGUGUGUGUACCAGUGUGACUCCUCUGAACCUGAAUUUUAACAAUCCACACACAGAACAUUUGCACAUCCCUCCGAGUUUCCAACAUUUUUAGUGAAACAGCAGAUAUAUUUUUAUGAAAAAAAAACAUGGAUACCAGCUAGGAGUCGCAAAGUCAUUACAAGUCCACAUAACUGAAUAUCAAUCUGUGAGUUGGACCUGUGUGUUUGUGAGUGUUUGAUGAAUGUGAUGAAUAAGUGUAUUUGAAAGAAACAGGAUUGGUUUCCCUCUCUAUCUCUGUGAGGUCUGUGAUUGAACCUGCCCUCCUCUCUAAUCAGACAUCAUAACAACUCCUGGUGAGCCUGAAACCCAUAACCUCCACACGGCAGGAAUCCUUAUUAGCAUACAUGUCUCACUGCCCACUUCACUGCAGUCCGACCCUCUUUUUUUUUUUUCUAUCCAACCAUGUUUCCAUAGCAACCCCAUCCAUUCAGGAGAGCCACUAUUUAGACUAUGUGAUAUCUAAGUUGUAAGCUUGAAAAUUAAACUUUACUCAGAAGGUACCCUAAGUAUCUGUUAAGGUUAGAGGUGGUCACUCUGCUGUAAUCCUGACUUUGUCUUUGAGAUAAAACUAAAUUUCACACUAGAACUCAGGGGGAGCCUGCCUGAAGUAAUCUUUUUUCUGUUGCGCUUCAAAAAAAUAACUCAAAAGAUGUGUAGCUCCAUCUAAGUCUCUUCACAGAGCACACUCAGGUCUGGACUGUCCAAUAAAAGUAUUAGUUUGUGUAACAUUUUUAUAAAUUGCAUUGCGAGAAGGGAAAAAGAACAGUUUGGGCAAAAAUCGAUGAAAGAAGCAUAAAUAAAGCCUUGCCAGAGAAAGAUUUGAACUGAGCAAGAUAUGAAACUAUUUCACCGAGGCAUUAAGAGGUAUUUUAAGAGUGUUGUUACCAUUAUAUAUCUUUGAUUGACUCUGGGAAUGAGAGGAAAAUGUAAGAUGCAAUAAUGGAAAUGAAUGGUUGUCAAAAAUACACAUUUAAAGACCCAAUUAUUGGUUGUAUUAUCACUCAGCUGUGAGUAAAUAAUCAUUAGUUUGAUUACUUUCGUCUGCCCAUAGAUACUUUUCACCAUAUUUAUAGUGUCACAUAAAUGUAUUGAUAUGAAGUUAAUGAUACAUAAGCGCAGAGAUACACCGAGACAUAAACUUAUUUACACAUAGAUGCAUCAAUACAUUGUUAUUAUGACUUAAUGAAUCAAUUUAUGACAGACUGAUGAAGAGAUCCAGAGAUACACUGACACAUUAUUACAUGAAUGAUGCACUAAAAAUACUUACAUGGGGAUUACGUUACCCUGACACUUCAUUACAAAGAAGCAUUAAACAUAUAUAGCCAGAUUUCAGGAUAUGUACCAUGAAUACUUUUAUUUAUAUGUGGCAAAAGAUACAUUGACAUGUGAUUAAAUCAACCCAUGAGUAUAUAUAAUGAAAAAAAAGUGAAAAAGAUGCAUCAAUAAAAUUAUGAAUUAAUUCUCUGAUAUGUAAAUGUUAAGAUGCGAUGGGAGCAUAGACACAAAAGAUGCAUGGCAGCAUGUUUGUAUUGAUCCACGUAUUUAAAAAAAAAAGAUUAGAUGACUUGAUACAUGAAUAUAGUGAUAGUGUAAAAUAAAGUUAGGGUCAAACACACCACAACAACAAGUAUUAGCCGCAUGUUUGUACGGAGACCUUGGGCGAGUCCAUCACGACUGCAGCAGGGUGACGCAGCUCAAGGAAGAACAUUUAUGAUCAUUACUUUAUCGUUUCCUUGAAGUAAUAAUCAUCAUAUUAAUCAUUUUGCUCUGCAGAAGCGGUACUUCUUCUGCCUUAGUGUCUCGGUCUGAUUGCAUUUCCAUGAAGAAAUGAUCAUAAAUGUUCUUACUUGAGCUGCAUCACCCCGCUGCAGUUGGUGAUGGACUUGCCCGAGGUCUCCAUACAAACAAGUGGCUGCUGGAGGAGAGUAGGUGAGUUGUGUUUAGUCUCUUUGCUAAAGAAAUCAGGCAAAGCCAAAAAGAUGUUUGGUGGCUAGCGCUGUGGCUUGGCACCUAUAUGUACUGUUGAUGAAGUUAGGUGCUGUUCUGAGCAUUAUUUGUGGCUAUAGAGUAGCGUUGAGUGCGUGGCUCUCUGUAUUGCUAUCAUGUGGUCGUUACUAAAGUUGGUAAAACUAGAGAAGCAAGCAGUCGGCAACAUUCAUCUCUCAACGGUGUUACGGUGUGUUUGACCAUAACUUAAUUUUAUGCCGCAAUAUCCCUUUAAUUGACGGACUCAAGAGUUAGUCAGUUUGAAAGAUGCUACAAUUGGCCUUUCAUGACAUUAACUGCAUUGUUACUGUGUCUUUUUAUUCUCCCAGGAAAUGUCAAACAUGCUGCAUCCACCCUGUGAAGAACUGAAAGUGAUCUGCCUGCAGACCCUGUGAACCUCCGCUCCUCUCUACUUUAACCAGCCAAGCCCCCCCCUCUCCUGUCCCGCCAUGUUGAGCGUAGUGCUCUGCCCCCGGUCGUUGACCGUUUAUGCCCAUUACUGGCCUCUCCACAUGCUCCUGCUGGAGCUUCUCAUGUUAGGAGUCCUGCCCAGCAUCUCAAGAUUACCACCUGCAGCCAAACGUGAGAUCAUCCUGGACGGAGACUUGGUGAUUGGAGGCCUUUUCCCAGUGCACCACAAAGGUGAGGGGACAGAGGAUUGUGGUAAGAUCAAUGAGGAGAGAGGGAUCCAGAGACUGGAAGCCAUGCUGCUGGCACUUGAUGAAAUUAAUUCCAGUGAUCGCAUCCUCCCCGGACUCCAGCUGGGGGCCCACAUCCUGGACACCUGCUCCAAGGACAUGUACGCUCUAGAGCAGUCUCUAGAUUUUGUCAGGGCCUCACUCACCAAGGUGCAUGAUCCAGGCUUCAUCUGCCCAGAUGGCUCCAGACCCAUUCAGAAUGAAGUUCCACUUGCCAUCUCUGGAGUCAUCGGGGGAUCCUACAGUGAUGUUUCCAUUCAGGUAAACAAGUAGACUCUUUUUUUUUCCCCUGUGAAAUUUGUUGUUUUGGUCGCAUUUGUAUUCAGAAAAGAGCCAACGGAGGCUGACAAGGCCAGACACACAACAAGGGCUCAGGAGAUUUUCUCCAGGUGAAACCAGAAACAAAUUCAGAAAAUAUGCAAAUUCAAAAACACAUACAAAGGUCUACAAUGAAAAACAAAAAAAUGAGCUGCAAACAGCAAAAACAAACACAAACACACACACAAACCCAGAAAACCGCUGCAUUAUGCUUUUAUCACAUCAUAUGACUGCUAGACUUGCAAGGGGCUCUAAUGACUGAUUACAUCUUACUUAAAGCCCCCGACAGGCUUCAAGCACACCUGUUGUGAGGAGUUCUUAUGAGGUGUAUUUGGCCAGCAUUGUUAGCCACCAUAGUUUAUAAUCAACAAGAACGUGUGCAGAAAGGAAAGACCACCACAUUUUCCAGCAUGACUCCAGUCUAAAUGUUUUUAGAGAGAAAAAAAUAAUAUAUAAUCAAUGACUGAGGCUAAUUUUAGAUCUUAAAUUUAUCAAACAUUACAGAUAAAAGUUGAAAACAUUGUUCGAAUGACUCAGAGAUUUCUCAGCCUAUCAUCUCCCUAAAAGUCCCUCUCUGGUUGUUUUUUUUUACUCGUUAGGUGUUGUCAGUGGUCUUUAAAUUAUGAUUAUGAAGUCCUUACAAAAAAAUCGCAUUACCUGUGUCAUUUUCAAGAGCUUCUGAAGAGCUCCGGUAGCCCAUUAGCAAUUAGCCUCUGAGUCGUAGGCGGAGACAGCGCUGCUCUGCACACUCCUCUUCACGUUAGCUUGGAGCCUAACAUUGCCGGUGUAGUUGAAGUGGCAGGUAACAUAAGAGAUAUUCAGCUCUUGGACACUAAUGUCUUUAGGGACAUGAUGAAAGCUAAUUUCAUAAUAAGCUUUCUUACAAGCAUUGCAAUCUGCUAACGCACACGCUUGUUCUGCAAUCGUCCUCUGUAUUUCUCCUCUAUAUGCAGAGUGUGGCCUGCAUAGCGGGGCUCCGGGGGCGGAGCUUGGAUUGGUCACGUACAAAAUCUCACUGUUUCUGAACCUGCUGUUUGGGUCUGUCAGAGAUUCACAGUGAUUUGAAUAAAGAAAUACUCAGAAAAGCAAUUUCGCAUUUAGUUUUCUCAUGAUUUGUCCUGUAGCAUAAAAAAAAAUGACAUGAACAUAUAAAAAACAGGAAAAACAUGAUUUUCAUUGGAGUGGGUCUUUAAUAUCUGUAGUGGAUUAGUUAUAAGGUCUUUAUCUCUAAUCUUUCCCAAGCAUGUGCCAAAGUAGAACAGCAAGACUAAAACAACAACACUAUCGAAUAAGGAAAGACGUGACAAGAGUGGAGUUACACAUUGCAUCAUAAACAGAGUCGACUUACUUGUAUGUCAUCAUCCAUCUCUUUCGAUGUUCAAAGUUAUGUUUUAUCCUUGUCAACAAUGGUGACAGAAAAACAUAUAAAAGAACAAAACUGACUGUCUUCUUUGCUUCUGCAUGUAAAUUUUAGGUCUGAUUGGUCAAAAGACAAACUACUACAUAAAUAAAAAACACCCUAUUUUUGGUGUCACCCCCAAAAUAAAUAAAUCAAUAAAUAAAAACCUUGAGAGGAAACUUUUUUUUGGGGUGCAGCUGGUGUACCUAGCUUUCAUCCGGCAUCUCCUCUGACAUUAUUUCCACAUUAGUAGAAUCUAAACACUGUGAUAAAUGUGCAUGUCCGGUACAAGCCACAUCCACUUUCAGUUUUCUACCAGAAUACAGAUGCAGAUCAUUUUUUGGUUGAACAGAUAAAGAUACAGAUGAGGAUGUCUCUGCACAGCCUCGAGCUGGUUCUUCCUCUGCUGCUGCUGCUGCUUCUUCUUCUUUGACCUUAGCUUUAUGGGUGGUGUAAACAAUCACUACCACCUCCCACUAUGAACCAGUUAGUUACAGGAUAUUACUGUAUGCUUAUUCUCAGCCAAAUAUGAGUAUCCUCCUUCCUUUGGAAUACAGUUUUUGUCAGUAACAGUAUUUAUUGACAACCCAGAGCCUCAUGUGUCAGUUACAGUAGAAGUAACAUCCAAUACUGAUAGUUCCAUAGUACUGAUUUUGUUUUUGAUUUGAGUUAAGGUGCCAUAUUUACCCACGAUCUCAAUCUUUCAAUUAAAAACCCCUGUAUUCCCUGUGCACUCACGAGUACACAUAAUUAUCAGAAAUACCUUGCAUCUCUUGUGACUGUGACUGAGCUGAGGGACUCAGUCAGCAGAGAGAAUUUUCUCUGGUUGGAAUAAGAAACCAUCUGGGAUGAAUCUGUUUGAACGCUCACAAAGACAUUCAUCAUGUUGUCAGCGACUUCAUUUCUGCCUGGCGAAGGAAGCGGAUCUUCAAAACACAGAUGAAAAGGUUAUGAGUAAUUAAUUCAGGUUGGCCUCUUACACUGUAAUUUCCAUGUUAGUGGGACUGUUUGUAGGUUUAAUUUGGUCACACUAAUCAUUUCAUCACACACAUCCACACACUCACACUGGCUGAGCCUUGGCUUUUUUAUUUGUAGCAGAGACUUUAUGCAAAUACAGAUAAUUUUUGGUAAGCAAUUUGCCUCUAAGGAAUUUAGUUAUGGGAUGAUAACUGCUUUAUGAUAAUGCAUUCACUUACUCCAGCUAUUGUGUAUUUUGUGCUUGUACCGACAGCAUGUGACCUGAAAAAAUCCAACAGCGACACUGAUCCGACAGAUCCUGCAAAACCAACAGUGUUAUUCCACUUUCUAUUAAAUACGGCACUGAUAUUUUUCCCAUUAAUGAUCUCAAUUAAAAACUGUGUCUGCUUUCAUGUUCUCCACACCUACAGUAUGUUGAAAAAACAUUUUUAUAAUUAGCUUCUUUUGCCACAGGCCACAAUCCCCUGCUCAUUAUCUCCAGCAGACUUACCGGUACUUCAGACUGACUUGUUGUUUCUGCUGCGAGUUAAUUCCUUAAAAAUGUACCUAGACAAAUAGGACAACCAAUUUUAUUCUUAACUUUAUUAAAUAAAAAACCCCUUUGGAUACCUGCAUAAAAAUUCUUUUUGUCCACAUAACUUUUUUUAUAUUUUGGCAACACAAUGUUUUCAAGCUGUUCAUCUCGUUCUAAGAUUUUACGUGGAAAAACAAUCCUCGCGGUUCAAAGCUGAUAAAAACACAUGCUCCGAGCAACAGUUGCACAUAUUCAGUGGUUAAUUUUCACACAUAGCAUCGACUAACCAUACAUGAAUAUUUUACAUUACACCUGAAACUGCUGAUGCCUGUGAGUGCUAAUGAGUAUGCAGAAUAUAUGUUGAUGCAGCCUCAGCAGUAUAAUAUAGCUGCUUGGAGAUGGCAUUUGGAGGCAUCGGUAUGGUUGCUGGAUAUGUGCAGUUGUUGAAUGCAUUUUCACAUUUUUAGACACUGGAUAAGAAAGAUUACCAUCAGGAUUGAUAGUACAGAUGUAAUUCUGCUGAUUUCAGUAAGGCAAUCAAAAAACAAAACAAAUUUAGGUUGUCAGCAAAGACCACUUCAACCCUGGAUGGGUUGCAUUACAAAUAAAGUUGAAAAACUAUGAACCAUAUACUAUAGACAACCUCGCUUCACCUUCCGUCAUUAUUUGAAAUGACUUGCGCAGUAGAAUUGAACACAUUUGGCAGGAGAGUUGCUGAGAGUCGCUGUGAUGACGCUCGGCUAACCCUAACCCUACCCCGGGUGAGCUACGCAAUCUUUGUACGCCCAUAAGUCGUAUCAAGUGUGUGUAUGUGUGUGGGGGGUGAAGGGUGGAGGCAUAGGCUGCGUAAUCACAGACAACAUCUCGGUACUACUUAGUACCAGUGCACGCCCCAGUGAAAACUGCUGUUAGGGACUGUGCGAAACAUGCCUACCCGCGCUUCCUAAUCACCGUUGUUCUAGUCUACACGCAACAUUUUUGUUCUCAUUCAUGAAACGCUUAAAUCAGGGACAUUUCCGGCAAUAGCUUGAGCCAGGGACAGGUGAUCAAAUUCGGGGACAUCUGAAAAAAGAGGACUUGAACACAAACCAGUGAGUAGUCACUCUUAGCAAACUCUACACAUUAGCUGUACAUUCAGGUUAAGGUUAGCAUGGCUUAUAACAAAACUAGAAGUGAUAUCUAGCCUGGUUAAAUGCGUCUCAUUCAUUUUAUCUCCAUUGUAUGAUCCUCACAAAAGCUAUUGGGAAAAACAAACAAUCAAACAAACAGAUCAAACCACUGUUAUAUUUUGGGAUGGGUUGUCAAAGACUGGCAAACGAGCUGAGCUAACAAGCUGAGCUAACAAGUUGCUGGCUUUAGCUAGCAUGUAGGAGAGCGGUAGCCUAUUCAUAUUGUCAGCUCUCAUAAUCAAACAACAAACACAUAAAACAAGUAAGCAAAUAUUCCCUUGAUUUUAAACUUGUCGUUAUACAAAGAUGUAACAUUUAUCAAGAGUCUACUCAUGGGAAACGUAUAGACAUGGAUGUGUGGACUUCUUUUUACAUGUUUCAGCACACUGAUAUCCAAACGUUGUAGCUUCAGACUUUUCGUCAGUCAUAUUUCUGUUAAUCUGAGCAGAAACAACCCCUGAAUUCAACCCGACUUCUCUAAUUGUGCCAGGGAUCUGAAAGUCUGAAUACUUAACUUAAUGAAACUGAAGUGGGUGUGAGUUAAAGAGACAAACAAACAGGCUGGACUGAGGGUGUCCACUUCCCCCCUGGCUGGUAUUAUGUUCAAGCCCCCAUUACACAAUAGGCUUCUUCACCCAGAAAGGAGGGGAUAAUAUGGAUUUUCUGCUCUUGUUGUUUGUGAUGCUUUGACAGCUGCAAAGAAAAAGCAGUUUGUGUGUGUUUCUCUCCGGGAAUGAGAGACCACACAGUCAUGGAGAUUCAAAACUUGUUGCUUUAGAGUGCUUUGUAUGAAUUUGAAUACAUACCUCGACUGUCACUACACUCAACAGUCUCUUUGUUGGCGCUUUCAGUCAGAGCCUGGCUGCUUUAAUGAAUCAGGCCGUGAGAGCACAAGCAAAUCCAUGGUGGUUUUUUUUUUGAGGGGAGGUCACUGAUUUACACAGCCCCUAUUUAUCCCUGAGAAACACUAUGUGGUGAUGAAGAGGGUUAGAAAACUGUGGAGGAGAAGUGCCAGGGACAGUCCCGGGAAACUCUGUUUUCCCAACUGUGGGGUGCAUCUCCAUUGGCUGGCAGAGGGGACGUGUCCACCUGUUUUUUGGAGAGGAGGCUGAGGCUGCUUGUGACAUUGGCCAAGGAAGAGAUAUGGGAAAGGCAGUGGGAGAGGAGCCAGUUUCUCCUCAGCCUCAAAAGGAUUCUUUCAUAAUUAGCCCAGCGAUAUUUUAGAGGCUUUCAUCAUCUUCUUUCUCAUCCUGGUUAUCCUUUUUAUGUCUCCUUACUGCUGAAUUUCCUGCCAUCUGGGCUGUUAGCUGUAUAGAACCAACCAUGAGAGAUGACUCAGUCCUAGCGGCCUCCACGUUUUUACACUUAUGAAUCUAACUUGGUUUUACCCACAUGGAUACAUGAUGAAAGAACAAAGGAAUCAUACCAAACUAUUCCCACAGUUUUCCCGCAGAAGUAAAAUAACUCAAAUGACGUUUUUCUCAGUUGCACAACGAGAAGCCGAAAGUUUCUCAGAGGCAUGUUCACAACUUCUGUCUUCAUUAUGGGUUUCAGGCUAAUGACUUUAGGAACAAAUCCACACACAAACUGUGGUACAUCUUGAAAUGAUUCACACAUCCGCUCUAAACCCUGGCAGGAUAAUUCAGCAGCCUUUCUCCUGUAAAUGAGACACAGCGUAUGGCAGCAGCAACUGUUGAGCUGUUUUCAUUGCAGAUUGUACUUCUCAUGGAUGUGUUAUCCUCGAAAUAGAACAGAGGAAGCACAAGUUCAAAAACUCUUUACUCGAGUAUUAAUUCAGUUAUUUAGGAAGAAAUGACUCUAAUGUAAAGUAUGAAAUUAAAGGGUUGCCCUCUGAGGAUGAUUUCUCCAAAUGUACAAUCAGUUAGUCUUGCUGCUCUGAGUAUCUUCAGCCAUGUUCCUUAGUUCACAGUCAAAUUGCCUGUCUUCUGUGAGGUUUUCCUCUUUCUUUCAAUAUUUUUCAAGUUGAGUCCUGAGUCAACCGUAGGGUGACCAUAUGUCCUCUUUUACCUGGACAUGUCCUCUUUUUAGAGGGCUGUCCGGGGAAGUUUAUAAAAUCCUUCAAAUAUCCAGGGUUUUGUAUGGAAGUAUUGAGUUUGUGUUGCGUGGACUUACUGAGUUAGAAGCACGUAAAAGACACUCAAUCUGACCCGAAAAACUCUCAAAAUUAACUACGCACGACUCAGUGACUCGUAGUCAUGUGCUCUUUUUGGGGAUUCAGAAUAUGGUCACCCUAGUCAACAGUGUGCAAGUUCUGGUCCAAGCCUGAGUAACUAAAAAAGAAUCUAAGCUGGGUCCUCAUAAUCAAUGUUAUUAUUCUUGUUUAUCAUACAAGGACUGCUGUUACACCCUGAAUUACUCUGUCUACAAAUGUCGAAUGACAGUAGGAUGUGUAUGAGACACAUUUCAUCAGUCAGCCGAGUUUCUGAUCGAUUCUGUCGGCGUGUUUCGAGAUUUAAAUGAUCCAUCAAGUUACUGCACUGUGCACCACCAUGCCCACUGAGCAUUUUUUGGUCUAAAAGAGGUCUAAUAGACGUCUAAAUGUAGCCUAAUGAGUGGUCUAAAAUCAGGCUACCACAGGUCUAAAAACGAAAGUUUUUUAGAUGUCUAAAUUUAGACCAAGUUUAGACUAAAUCUAAAUCUGGGCUAUAUCUAUACUACACUGUACACAAUUAUUUUGGUUAAGUACUGAGAGAUCAGUUAUGUAAUUUACAGUUGCUUUUUGAAAUAAAUAGUUAUGGAAUAAUGGGUUAAAGUGCAACAUCUAAAAUCCGUCUAAAAAUAUACAGAAUCUAAACGGUUGAAAUUAGGUCUGAAAAAUAACUAGAUGUCUAAUAGCCGUUUAUUGCUCAGUGGGUGCAUAUAUGUUAGUUGAAAAUGGAGACUUAAAUAAGAGUUGUAGGAUCGGGUGUUUUACGAAUGUUUAAAAAUUAAAACUUUGCAGGACCAAAAAUAAGCACAGGUACUGGAAAACUCUGCACAGGACUCCCAGCUUCUGUAAUAGAGUAUCACGAAAAGAAUAAAACGCCCACUUUAAGCCUAUGAGACGAUUACACAAACCAUCAUAUCAGUGCAGCUCCUGGGACAGUCCUCAGUAAUUUGGGGUUAUAAGAAUUCAUAUCUGUCCUGUAUACAGUUUAUUGAUGUGUAAUAUUGUUGGUUUGCCGUGCUUUAUUAAAUCUGUUGUUGUGUCCUGCCGAGCAACCAGAGACGGCUCUAUCUUUAUUGUGUUUCUGUCAUCUUUGAAGGCUUCAAGUGGGAAAAAAAAAAAAACAGCUUUGGAGUUCACUUCAAAAAGAAUCUUGUUUAUCUUGUGAUAUUGUAGCUGAACAGACCCCACACCCUCCCUUACUCACCCUAACUCUCCCCUCUUGUCUUCUUCUUAACACGCUGUUAUUUUUGAGCCUGAAGUUUUUUGCACAUUCUGAGGAAACAGCUCCGCUCCUUAAUUAGCACAUCAGAAUGUCAUUCAGAGUGAAGGGGAACAUGUAAUGACUGGAAAGGUGGUUAGAGUCGGGAACCCGCAUGAUCAAUAAUAUGGUUCACCUAUUGAUUUCCAGACACACUUCCCCUCAUCUUGUCUAUCUUUGAGUUGUUUUUUUUUUGUUUUUUUUUCACACGGUAUCUCAGGAAUAAAUUACAGCGCUGUGCUCUCAAUCUGCUCAAGUUAUUUAUUUAUUUAAGCGCAGCACACCCACAACAAUAACAAGAGGAAAAUACCGAACUUCUUCAUGAUGUUUCACAUGUGAAGGGACUUUCUCACCGCUUAAAGCUGAGCAGAUGAUGUCGAACACUUCUCACAGAUGCGUUCGUUCUUGUACUUGUGGAGUAGUUCAAAAGGUCUCUCCUCUUGGUGAGCAUUGUUUUGCUGGUGGGAGUAAAUAAUAGCUGUAAGUUUAAUGUGAGGAACUGUCUUCAGCUGAAAAAAACACAUGCAAGCAGACCAGCACACAUUUCUUUCUGCAGCUAAUAUUAAGUCUCAGCUCUUGCCUGCCAACGAGAACACAUGGAGUGUGUGUGUGUGUGUAUGUUUGAAAUAUAGCUGCAAACAUGUGCGUUAGCUGUUCUGUAUAUCUAACAUUAGCUCAGGCCUUUGAUGUGGGUCUCUGUGUAUUUCUGCGUGUGGGUUCUUGAGUUUCCUUGUGAAGAAGUUUGUCAUAUAAAAACCCUGACCUUUAAACCCUCGCUUAACAACACGUAAGAUUAGAUCGAAUCAAAUUCAGAUAUUAUUAUUAUUGUAUGGUACAUUCUUCUCCAUAUAUAUUUAAAUGAGGUCCACUCCUGAUCUCCUAUCCUGUCAGCUUCAUGUCUUGGAAAUUACAUUUACAUUUUACUGAACUGUUUUUGUCAUCUUUGUUUGAAUUGUGGUAAAAUUAAGGCAUCUUUAUUCAAGUGACUGUUAUCAGACUGUAGUCUGAUGUCUGAUGUGCCACCCAUUCGUGGAAAAAAAGGGAAUGAGACCCUAUAGGUAAAUGACAUGUAGGGAAGGGCGAUAUGGCCUCAAAUCAAUGUCACGAUACACUGAGCAGUUCACUUCAAUAAUGAUAAAUGGAGGAUAACUGCUCCACAAGCUGCUCACCCCCUCCCACAUUAACUUCAUCAACUUCAGCCGCUGCUACAACUUUUGAACCGUCCUCCAUCUCCUCACCUGUCUUUUCCUCUUUAUCACAGACUGAAUGGGGCGGAGUCUCGUCUACGACAUAGGACAGCGUCUUAAAGGAACAUGAGACCAUAGCCUACCUACACACAUCCAAAACCAACUUUUAUUUAUUCAUUCAUUUGACACCGAAUAUACCGAUACGGCAAAAUGACAUUGGUUAUUGUUGUAAAUUUCAGUAUCGGUUAGUUUUCGGUUAAUCGCCAGCCCUAAUGUCAUGUGUUAUGAUCUUAUCACUCUGAGUACAUUGGUUCAGUCUAAGAGAAUACUGAAGUUUGGUUAAAGCUUUUAUAAAGAGUUUUUGGCUGUUUAUAACACAGGUUUUAUUUACAGCAAUGCCUCACUCAGAUCUAAAGCAGGGAUAAAGACCACCAAAUCACACGUUUAGUACUUUCUCAAUAGAACUGCAGCUAAUAAUUGUUUAAUAGCUGACUCAUCACUGAUUAUAGUUUUUGUAAAACAUCAGCUUUUAAAAGUCAGAUGGGUCUUAAACUCAAAACAUGCCAUAAAACAUCUCAAUCUUUCAAACCAUAGUUAAUAGUUUGCUGUUAAUGCAGUGUUGUUGGUGUUGGUGCAGAUUGCUAACUUGGGUGUGGGGGGUACCCUGCAGUUUCAUAUUCUUAAAAACACAGUACUUAAAGAUUGCCUUAUAGUAACUGUCCCACUUUGACUCAAAAUGACUUAAUUGUGUUUUGGUUGUCAAAGGUCAGAGGUCAAGGCCACGUGAACCUAUGUCCCUUGCCUUGUUUAUGAACUUUUCUCAGGAAAACCCAGAGAUAACUUCCCCAGUCUUGGUUGAAACCACAUCUAACACUUAAGGAUGAGCUGAUUAAAAAAGUCUAAUGGUUAAAAAAGGUAGGUUUGCAAGUUCUUAAACCACUAGAAUUUUAUUUGAAAAUAACUCUUUAAAUAGUUCUUUAAAAAUGCUAAAUACUUCAGCAUAUUGCUUUAACUCUCUUUCAAGAUAUUUUUUUAUAAGCGGUAGAUUUAAUCUGUUUGGGCCAAGUUUUUCUUUCUCAUACUCUACUUCUUGGAAAUUUGAAACCACAUUUGAGCUGCCAGGAAACUAAAGUGCUGUACAAUAAGUAUAGAGCUGAAUAUAAACUGCAUUUUUACAGGAAAUAUAAGCAGCCCUCAUCAUUUAAGUGAAAUUUAGCAAAAUAUGCAUUUCCAUAUUCCUUUUAGUCAGUGGUGGUAUAAUUCUGGGCUGUGGGGUCGCAGGGAUCCAACCAAGAUGCUUCAAAUCUGAAAUAAUCCCACUCAGCUGAAGAACAGAUGGCUUGCUGAUCCAACAGAAAUAUCAUAGAACAACACAGACAAUUGAACCGUUUGUGCAGAUCUAGCUAUAUGUUUUCUUUACUGGAAGUUAGUACAAACAAAAAAAAUCAGGAUGAACCUUUGUGUUCAGAGAUCUUUUUGCAAAAACAAAUGCAAAUGAGGAAAUGUAUGGGAGAUGUAACCCACCAAAAAUAUGCAGAUUUUCAAUUAGAAGAAUCAGCCCUGAAUGGAGUAAGGCACAGUAAUCACACUGGGGAAGAACUUUAACCUCUGUGUUUUGGUCGGCCUCAAAUGGACUGAUAGAAAACCAAGUUGAUCUGUGUGGAUGUGCACAAGAGAAAUCUUUUGGGUGGUAGUUUUAGAAAACACAUUUGUGAUGUUGCGAAGCCACUCAGUUCACCCUGGUGUGUCGGUCUGAUAGGCUUGGCGCAGUUUCCUCCUCAUAUUUUACUAUGUUUGAGGGAAAUGAUUUGUCAUUCUUACAAACUAAACUAGACUUCAGAAACUUGACCUUACUCGAGCUUGGCCAGGAUAAUUUUGGCUUCCCUGUUUUCACCGUGUUUGUGCUCGAUAACAUUUUGAAAAUACUACACUGAGUGAAGUAUUAUUACAAUUACAAAAAUACGAUUCCUAGGCAUUGAACUUCGGGAAGCAGUCAACCUUUUUUCUUGAUACCAGAUUUAUGGAUAAAAUAAACAUCCUACUUCUUAGUUAUAGUUCAUGUAAUUUCUUUGCGUGUAAUGACAUGUUCACAGUUUUUUAUCACCCUGGAUACCAGGUAUCGCUCUCAUACCAUAUCAAUAAAAACAUUAAAUAAUAAUCAGUACUGAUACCCAAUACCUGAUACACAAUACCUUAUACCAGAUACCUGAUCUGCACUACAAUACUUAGUAUCAAAUACCAGAUACUUUGUACCUGAUAUCUCACUCUAGACUGUAGCAGACAUAUACUUGUAGUAAAAUCUUAUUUAUCUGUUUUUGUACCCGGUGUGAAUGUGUAUGUUGUGUGUACUGCUGCUGUUGACAAUUUUAAUUUCCUCACUGAGGGAUGAAUAAAGGAAUAUCUAAUUUAAUGUAAUCAAAUCUUGUCUAAUCUAAUUUAAUAAUGAUAAUAAUGAUGAUAAUAAAUAAAUAAACUCUAAUGGAAGGUUCCCCUAUGAUUCACUCUGAAAAUUUAUUUUUACAUGCAGGGUUUCGAUGUAAAUAACAAAUAUCUCAUUUACUCGCAGAACUCAGAUAGUAAUUAUUAAAGUUAUCUGCAAUGCGCAUGAAAUCCAUUAUACAUCAUAUUCAGGACCGUCAGUAAGUAGCAGUGCUGGUGAACUGUACAUCCUGAAGUCUCACUCUGCAUGCCAUCUACUGUAUCCACUGUAGGGCUCAGCAUGACAGGGACCUCGGGGACACACAGAUGGACUUUUCAUGUUAAAAAAAAAUCAUGACAGACCCAUGAGUAAGAGGCUGCCCGGGUUCCAGCUGUCUCAUAUCUUCCCCCAAAGCUUCUGCCCUUCAGGAGUCAAACUGGCCUGGAAUCUGAAUACUGUAUACCCUAAUGAUGCAUCUCAAAGCCAAUAUACUGUACGAGGCAUUAAUCCAAAAGGGAUUUUAUUCCAAAAGAUGGACUAAAACAAUAAUAAAUGCCUCUCUAAGAUAGAUACCCAAGCUUUGACUGUAUAUGUUAUAGGCCAAGCUCAGCAUUCGACCUUUCUUGACAUAUUAUUGUGUAUUUUCAGUUUAAGCGUCUUACCUGAUUAUACUUCGACAUGAAGUAAGGUGAUCAUCUAACCAUGAACUCUGCAAACUGUAGCCCUAAAGCUCACCUGUUAAGUAUUGAUCAUGGGUUAUUUAUCAUGUAACGCUUUUGCUUUUAUCGUUUCAUGGAGAGAAGGUGGAAAAAAUAGUAUUAAUGUGAAGACUAUGGGAUCUACGAAAGGCAUCCUUUGUUACAAGACAUGUUUAAAAGAUACUCCAAAAUACUUCAUUUCAAAGAAAAAAUCAGGUUCUGAUCAUUUUCCUCACAAACACUUUUAUAUUCAUAGUGGAAAUGUUUAAAACUGCGACCUCCUCCUUGAUGAACACACUGGUAUUGACUCAUUUAGGAUGUUCAUUUUAACUGUUGAACUACUCUGUACAAAAUGUGCUCAAACAUGUAAAAGAGUAAAAUUCAAGGUGAGCAGAAAGCUCCUCUUUGAUGAGAAAUAUUCAAAACAUCAGAAUCCUGACAUUCAUUCAACAAAAUUUUGAAUGUAGUUGGCCUUAUACCAGUGAUGUUAGGCAAGAGAGAUGAAAAUUUGCACAUACUAAAGCACUUUUUAAGAAAAAGUAUAAAAGAAAUACAUAAAAGAAGAAGUCAUGUGUAAUUUAUUAUGAAGAGGUUACAAUCAAAAUCAGAAAUACAUAAAUUUAAUGUAAAAAUGACAACGAGCAGGGAUUUAACUUUGAUGUUUCUCACUUGAAAUUCAUCUGACACUGUCUCCAGAACGAUAAUACAAUACACUGAGUGAUACAUUAAACCAAGCAUCUUCAAAAUCCUACAGUGUAAAACAUUUCACGGGAGUAAAGCCCUCCAAACAUCACACUUUGCAAACAACUCAGGUGUCAUGUCGUCCCAACCGAGCGCUCUCCUGCACAGAUCCCUGAAGAUCCUCUUGGCAGAAAAUACAGCAGGGUUCAAGAAUUUAAGAAAAACAUAGAUGGAGCUAACAGCAGAGAGAAGUCGAGGUCUGUCCUUGAUGAAGAUCUUAAACUCAUGGACAUGAUUCCGAUCCAGACUCUGUUUUUUUAGAUCCUCAGCUCUGCUGCUGUCUUAUAUUGCAGCCAUUACUGAAUGCUUGUAGCUAAUUCAUCCUUAAAGAUGAAACCACCAUGUGAAUGAGGUCUCUUGUUAGAGGGACACUUCUUCAACCUAAAGAAGCCAUAAACACCAGUCAUCAACGUAGAGGCAAUGAACACCACUUCCUGACUGAACUGUCCUUUAUUAUCCUGUUUCCUUAGAGGAAAAUGGGCCAAGCAGGGAGGAGAAAGCGCCCUGAAGAAAUGUACAGUCAUUCAAAGAUGAUGAGAUCUUGUUUUAAACCCCCAUUAAACUUCAAUAUUCAGCAUCAUGAAAGCACUUGUAGUCUAAAGUACCCCCGCAUGAAAAGGCUCUUGUUCUUGUUGCAGCGGUUGUUAGCUCGAUUCUCAGCCACCACCUUUUUGCACAUGUCCUUCCCCACUCUCUAUUCUCCAUAUUUUCUGUCACUCUUCAACUGCUCUUUCUAAUUAAGGCAAAAAAUGCUUCAGAAUAUUAAUUGAAAAAAAAUUGCGUCUCCUGCAGGGACCCUCACAAGGUCCCUGCAGGAGACUCAAUAUCUACCAUAAUAACCCCCAAUUCUUUUCCAAAUCUGGUUACAACCCCAAACUAAUUAACCACUCAAGUCUGGUCUCAGUAGAAGCUGAGCAUUAUGAGAUAAAACUUGCUCCACAAUCCAGGACAUCUCUGAUUUUCUCUUUGUUUGGGUGGUAAACGCCAUGGUGUGGUAUGUACCAGACCUUGCCGUGACCCUGUUCCAGUUCCUCUUCAGAUUUCUUUUCAGGAUAACCUUUGACAACUAGAUCUUUCACAAAGGCUGCUGACUCUGCAUGGAGACAUCAGUCCUUCAGGCGCAGAGCACAUUUCUCUAUGAUUUUUCAAGUAUUUGUCAUCUUGACCUCCUUGUUCAUCGAUGGUGAGUUUAUUUACUAAGGACCCUCCACUGGUCUCAGGGAUCACCAUUGUCACUGUAGCUGUCAGGAUUUCUUUCUCACCUUAGUCAGAAAGGUGGGGUAAAAAAAUAACACCACACGCAAAACUUUUGUUUGAUAAAGUAAAUGAUGGAAAAUUAUAGAUCCUGAACUAAUAAGCAAAAAUGGUCGCCUGACUGUCUAAUGCAGUGCCAGAACCACCUUAAGAUACAAAUACGCUGUUGUAGUAGUGGACUCAUGAAUUUACUUGUAAAUAAUACAGUCCUUUGCAUUUUGCCAAACCUUGUGCAAUGAACCAUAUGGUCUGAACAUUAGAAAUAGUAAUCAGAAAAAUAAAAAUAUUUAAAAUUUAAAAUAAAUACAAAAAUGGACUCUAAAAGCUUAUCAGACUGCUACAUUCAGGGAGGCUUUGGUGUGCAAAUGCUUCAGUCAGGUGUUUUCUUUUUUACAUACUCAGGUCCAACCUUUAUCACAUUUUGGAACCACUUUUAAAUUUCAAGCCAGUGGACCAUGAAGAGGUGCUAAUUGGUCCCUCAAAUUACUGCAGUUAAAUUCAAACAAGCGAAAAAAAAGCUACACCUUUACUAUGGGGAUGUAAGUCCACAGCUAUGUGUCUGUACGAGUUGUGAUUAAGGUGAAGUCUGCAACAGCGGAGGGAUUAAAUCAAGAAAUUAAACUCAAAGUUUGGAGUUCAAAAAUUCUCUGUGCGAUGAAAGCUUAUUUACCGUGGGAGUCACAGCCAGCUCUGUUGUUUUGUUCUUAUCCGACUGGAUGGAGAGAGCAAAAAGAAACACCACAUGAGGACAAACAGACGGUUACUGUCAUACACUCCAGUGCCGCCCUGAAAGGUAGGCUGUCAAGCUUCUCCCAGAAUCUAUUGAUGAAGGCCAACUGCUUUUCUGAAACACUGCAAUAGGAAACCACCUUAUUACCAUGCAAGUGUGACUGACUGCCUGCCUGUGUGGCAGCUCAUAUGUUAGCCUCCUGCAUACAAAAUAGUGUUUAUAUAUCGGGGAACCUACAUGAAUCAGUUUACUUAGGGAUCUAACUGAGCCCUCCCAAGAGAAAUCACCUCUCUAUGGGUAAUGUUAAGAGAUCUCUGACCUGUUUAGUACAGUAGAGAGGACUAACGCUGGCUGAAGCACACUUGUCUGAACGUAUCAUAUGUGCUCCAUCAUCCCCUUAAGAGCUUGUACUUCUCCUGCAUUUACGCUCACUCUUGUCUUUGGGGUGUUUUAUUCAAAGGAGGUUAUGCACACAGUUGUGCGUGGAUCCAGGUAAUGUAGGUAAUUGCUGUGGCAAAACAGAGUGUGUUAGCAUCUCAAAUGCAUUGCCAAGUAGUCUUAUCUGUUUGUGUCAGUCCAUUAAGUUGUGUUUAAAAAUGCUCCACGUACACUGAGGCUGUAUAGCAAUGAAUAGACGAUCAAUAAAUCAGUAAAACGCUUAAAUGGUAGUUUAAAGAAAAGAAGAAACAAAUAAGCAAUUACCAGGCUAUCAACUUUGUGUUUAAUUACUAUGGAUAAAUGCACUGAGCACAAUAGUGGGCCUAAAAUUGUGAAUUACUGGUCAGUUAAAGGAGUUUUAUUAUCUUUAUUGAUGUGGACCUGAAAGGGAAAGGGGCUGCAGGUUGAAAUCGAACCCACCACAUCAUCUGUUCAUGGGGGGCACCACUAGGGUAACCAUAUUCUGAAUCCCCAAAAAGAGGACACAACUACACCGGGUGGAGUCAUGGAGUCGCGCAUAGUAAAUUGAGUGUUUUUACACGCUUCUAACUCAGUAAGUCCAUGCGACACUAACUGAAAACUUCUAUACAAAACCCGGACAUUUGAAGGAUUUUAUAAACUCCCCUGGACAGGGCCGUACAGCCCCCCAAAGAGAGGACAUGUCCGGGUAAAAGAGGACGUAUGGUCACCCUACGCACCACUUAACCACCAGACCAAACUGGCUUUUCAGAUGAUGGUGAAAUUCAAAUGCCUGAAAGUCAACGAAAAUUAAAAACAUUCAGGGACACACUGCAGAAGCUGAGCUGUGGAUGAAAAUUGGACAUAAAUUGACCCAGUGGAGGCAGUAGAUGUGAGGUCAAGGAACUCUCAGAACAGUUUUUUUUCCAAGGAGACAGAUCAAACUGACAGCGUGGCUUUCAAAUUGCAAAUGCUGCCAGCAAGGUUUAAAAUGGAUUCUUAAGUAAAAUGUUCUCGCCUUGCAGAGCACAAAGAGUCUGUUUUGCAAAUACAGAAUUCAGCACCUGAAAUUAAAGAUAAAACAGACACGACAGCUCGCUCUGUGGACUGGAAUGAGUGAGCAGAAAUAUAGUCGUCUUUCUUUGCGUCUUUUAAUAGCACGAGAAGUGUGAAAGUUUCCAAUUAUAUUCAUAGGGACACCAUUGUUUGGGAAGCCUGCGGUCAUACAACGACGCUUGAGGGAGGAGGCUGGCCAGUCAUCUUGAGGCUCAUGGGAAUUCACUAAUCACCACUGCGUCUCAUGAGGAACCUUCAGAGUGACACGUUUUUGUCAGCUCUGACAUAUUUAGCUCUGUUAUACCGCCUGGGGAAAUAAUUGCUUUGGAUUCAUGACUCUGACACAGUCAUUUCAGCAGGAUUGUGUCCAACAUGGACGCCUCACUGAGUUUUCAAACAUUAUUUAUCACUCAUGUUGGACACAGUACCACAAACUGUCAUCUCCUCAAGGAAAUUAUUGUUUUCUUUUUUUGGUCGGUGGGCAUCGCACCAUGUGUAAGGCCAUUCUUUGGCAGCAAGACUUUAAAAUUUUUGUAUUAACAUAACUCUGGAACUGUUACUGUCUGGCUCCAUCUGUGAAAGGAUUUGUAAAAAUGAAAUGAUGAUUUAAGUGUUGCUGUUUUCACUGCCCAUCUUUCCACUCUUCAGAUCUGGAGCACACUAAACAAAAGAUGUGCUCUUAAACUAAACCUUAAUAACACCCUUAUUUCACCCUUGUCUAUGUCUUAAUAAGCCUUGGUUACGCCUUGACAGCACCCUUAACUGUGUCUUAAUAAAGACAUUAUAACAUUAUCCAGGCCUAAACUAAGCCCCUUAAACCAAAACCCUUAACAUACAAAGCAUUUAUUGCCCUUAAAAAGCCUUUACCAAAGCUUUAUUGCACAUCACUAAAGCUAAAACUGUUUUUUUUUACCCAGAACUAAGUCCUAACUAAGAUUUACCAAAGCUUUUUUACACCCAUAACUAAGCCUGAACUAUGCAUUUUCCACACCUUUAAUUAUGAAUAAAUUACAUCUUCGACUAAUCCUGAACUCAGCCUAAACUGAGCCUUUAUCUGCACUCAACCAAGCCCUUUCUUACACAGUUUACUGGGCCUUAACUAUCCUUUUAUUACACCUUCAACCAAGCCUUAAGAAGAUUUUAUUUCACCCUUGACUUUACUUGGAUAUAUGUUAAAAAUAUGUCUUAUUUCCCCAAAGCAAUCACAAACCCUAACGUCUUUCAGCUCAUUUUUGACCUCUUGAAGAAGUUAGGUGUGAUCCAUAGUUGAGAUCUUUUGCCGCACACUUUUAUUUUAGACUGUUGAUAAUUUUGUUUUUGGAAGCAGGUGUUUAGCAUCUAGUUAUGUGCAGCUCUGUCACCAUUAUUGAGCAUUGCAUAGCUUUGGGGUCAUAAUAGACUUCUCAGCUAACAUUGCACAUGUAUGUUAAACUCAAACUCCUUCGUCCUUUUUUUAAAACUUGGAUUUACUGUUUGAAGCUUUAUUAUGUUGAUCAUUACAUAAACCAUAUUUGUGGGAGGUUAAUAUCAGUCAUAAGGAAUUGGCUGUGCAGUUCUUUUGCUUUGUUUUUGUCGUGGUGUUGAAUUUUCUUAUUAUCUAAAUCUUCAUAGUUGCUGAAGGACACUCACUCCUGAUAUUUCAGUUUUAGAAAUGUAGAGCCAGGUUAUGAAGGCAUUACUUUGCCUCCAGACUAUAUGAAUAUUUAUAAAUUAAAAAGCAGUAAGAAUCAAAAAAUGAUAAUGAUUAUUUUUGAGCUUAAACUUGCGAAUUGUUCUUAAUCUACAACAGUAAUACUCUGGCUUUAAUUAAUGGUGGUUUAAAGGGGUGUAUGAAAUAUUGAUGAAUAAUGUAGUACUGACCUCUAGAGGUCACACACCCUCAGGCAGUUACUACAAAAAUUCGCAGUUCACCUUAGUCCUUGAGCCAGACCAGAUGUCGGUACCACUUGGGUGGGCAAAACCUUACAUAUAUUAAUUUGUUUUUAGGGUCAAUAUAAGUAAAUUAAAAUAUGAUAGACUUUUCAUAGGGGUAGCUUUUUAUAUUUUUUCUCAUUUUGUUAUUUUCCUCAAUAGGCGAAUUUUUGUUAACUCCAAAAGCAACACAGAAAGUCAAAAGCACAUUAAAAGUCACACUCUUUUUGGGUCACACUGCUCUUUUCUAUAAAUGAAUCAAACCUGUGUCUAAUUAAAUGAGUUGAUGAAGUGGGAGUGGCCCAAUUUGAUGGUGGAGCAGUACUUUCAGGUAUCAUAGUACUUGAGCCAAGAACCAAAAUUUCACAUAUCGGUACCACCUGGGUGGUGAUUUUUUUAUUGCUAUACAUCCCUACAAUAAGUUUUUAUAUGAUAGACCUUGGUAACUGGUAGCUUUAUUGUAGUUAUCACUCAUUGAAGUAAUAGAGUGCAGCUGUUCAAAAACGAAAAAUCACCUUCCUUCAAAAUUAGCUUUCUUUCAUUUUAACCUCUCAUUUAGGUGUGUUUGAACUAUUGGCUAGCCAUAGAGACUUGUAAUAACCCCCUAAGUAGUAUUCCAAGUAAUUUAUCUAAUACAGGUGUGUAUAUAUAAGCUUCAAUUAGCCAAUUGUCAGGUCUAAAUCAAGGUCUAAAUUAAGGAUAUUUUUUUACUUAGAAGUAGAAGUAAAGUAAAUGCAGACUAAUAGCAUUAUAAUAACACAACUUUAAUAUGACACUGACAUAUUUUAAAUGCAGGAACUCAUUAUACAGUCAUCCUGGCUGGUGCAGGGCAAGAAGACAUUAGCAACAAAAUAAGAUCUACUGAUGUAUACACUCUAUACAAUCAUCUGAGAAAACUCCAAUUCCUAUUCAAAGUCCUAUUCUUUCCAUAAGGAACAGUGACAGCAAAUAUGAGUUUUGGCUUAGUACAUAGUACUGUCACUGAGACACAGUGGGUCUGUUAACAUAGCUCCCUUUGGUCACCAUUUAUUAAUCAACAUCAGUAAUCGACAUCAGUAUCUGUAUCUUCUUCUACAUCUGAAUCUGCUGGUGUGCAAGGGGCUCUUCCUCACUGUAUUGGUUGGCACAAGUUUGUAAUUUGCACAGGUUUGUGCACUUCAGCCCAUUGCUGAGACAGGUGCAGUCUGGUGGUUUGCAUGUCCUCACACACUUGCAGGAUAGUAACUGCAAGACCGAAGAAGUAAAGUAAAUGCAGACUAAUAGCAUUAUGAUAACACAACCUUAAUAUGACACUGACAUAUUUUCAAUGCAGGAACUCAAUAUACAAUCAUCCUGGCUGGUGCAGGGCAAGAAGACAUUAGCAACAAAAUAAGAUCUACUGAUGUAUACACUCUUUACAAUCAUCUGAGAAAAACUCCAUUCCUCCACCAAGAACUUGAUGAGACUGGCUUUAUUGGCAGGGCUGCAGAGAAGUUUCCUCCACUGCUGAAUAUUGUGGACAGAAACAAUGUUUCUGAACUGGAUCCCCAUGUCUGCACCUCUGUUUAGUCUUUCUGAAUUUUUUGAUUGACAUGUCCUUGUAAACGUCAAAGACAACAUCAAUCCUUUCACUAUCACCACCUUCAUGCAGGACCUUGGCUAAAGUUGAGUCCAGCCAGCUUCCACCAUGUCAGGAUUGCGUAUUAAUGCACCCGAUUCGUGCCAACUACCAGGCUGCUAUCUGGAGACGGUCUCUUCAUACCAAGCCAUCUGUACCAAGCCCCAAGGACCAUGGGUGGACCAUAAAUGACGAAGGGCAGCUAGAAAACAGUGGAUGUGUGGUUCCCCAGCACCAGAUGCGGUCUUGCAGUUGCUAUCCUGCAAGUGUGUGAGGACAUGCAAACCACCAGACUGCACCUGUCUCAGCAAUGGGCUGAAGUGCACAAACCUGUGCAAAUUACAAACUUGUGCCAACCAAUACAGUGAGGAAGAGCCCCUUGCACACCGGCAGAUUCAGAUGUAGAAGAAGAUACAGAUACUGAUGUCGAUUACUGGUGUUGAUUAAUAAAUGAUGACCAAAGGGAGCUAUGUUAACAGACCCACUGUGACUCAGUGACAGUAUUAUGUACUAAGCCAAAACUUGACAGUCAUAUUUGCUGUCACUGUUUCUUAUGGAAAGAAUAGGACUUUGAAUAGGAAUUGGAGUUUUUCUCAGAUGAUUGUAUAGAGUGUAUACAUCAGUAGAUCUUAUUUUGUUGCUAAUGUCUUCUUGCCCUGCACCAGCCAGGAUGAUUGUAUAAUGAGUUCCUGCAUUUAAAAUAUGUCAGUGUCAUAUUAAAGUUGUGUUAUUAUAAUGCUAUUAGUCUGCAUUUACUUUACCUCUAGUUCUAAGUAAAAAAAUAUCCUUAAUUUAGACCUUGAUUUAGACCUGACAAUUGGCUAAUUGAAGCUUAUACUGUAUAUACACACCUGUAUUAGAUAAAUUACUUGAAAUACUACUUAGGGGGUUAUUACAAGUCUCUAUGGCUAGCCAAUAGUUCAAACACACCUAAAUGAGAGGUUAAAAUGAAAGAAAGCUAAUUUUGAAGGAAGGCGAUUUUUCAUUUUUGAACAGCUGCACUCUAUUACUUCAAUGAGUGAUAACUACAAUAAAGCUACCAGUUACCAAGUUCUAUCAUAUAAAAACUUAUUGUAGGGAUGUAUAGCAAUAAAAAAAUCACAACUAGAAUUUGCCCACCCAGGUGGUACCGAUAUGUGAAAUUUUGGUUCUUGGCUCAAGGACUACCUGAGCAGUAGAUUAAAUGUCUUGUUUUGUUUUCUGACUUGUCUGAUCUGCUCAGUCUAGAAGUUCAUGAUGAUUGAAACAGAGACUGAAGGAGUCAUUUGUAAAGAUAUCCUUAAUACACAAAGCUGAAUAAAAUGUAUUUUUUUCUCUCUCUCUUGAAUGUGAGGACAGCAGCGUAUAGCUAACAUUUUUUCCAAAAUCGACCUCCUUAUUUGAUUCCUUUCUCUCUUCCAGGUGGCCAACCUUCUGCGAUUGUUUCAGAUCCCUCAGAUCAGCUAUGCCUCCACCAGCUCAAAGCUCAGCGACAAGAGCCGAUAUGACUACUUUGCUCGCACUGUGCCCCCAGACUUUUACCAGGCUAAGGCCAUGGCAGAGAUCCUGCGCUACUUCAACUGGACCUACGUGUCGACUGUAGCAUCAGAGGGUGACUACGGUGAGACUGGCAUAGACGCUUUCCAGCAGGAGGCCCGUACUCGCCAAAUCUGCAUCGCCACUUCAGCCAAGGUAAGCCGCUCCAUGAACCGCCAGGGUUAUGACAACGUGAUCCGCUCUCUGCAGCAGAAGUCCAAUGCCAAAGUGGUCAUCCUGUUCACCCGCAGUGAAGACGCCCGUGAGCUGUUGGUGGCCGCUACUCGUAUGAACGUCACCUUCACCUGGGUGGCCAGUGAUGGCUGGGGAGCGCAGGAGAGUGUGGUGAGAGGGAGCGAGGCUGCGGCGGACCGUGCUUUCACCAUCGAGCUGGCUUCCUACCCAAUCAGAGCGUUUGAAGACUACUUCACCAAACUGAACCCAUACACCAACAUGAGGAACCCUUGGUUCAAAGAGUUCUGGGAGCACCGGUUUGCUUGUAGCCUGCAGGAACCCGGCUGCAGUGAACACAGCCUGCGAGAUGGAACUUUUGAGCAGGAGUCAAAGAUCAUGUUUGUGGUGAAUGCCGUCUACGCCAUGGCAUACGCUCUGCAUAACAUGAGGCAAGCUGUGUGCUCCAACACAUCAAAGGUGUGUGACGCCAUGAAACCAGGAAAUGGAAAGAGAUUCUACAAAGAGUUCAUCUUGAAGACCAAGUUUGAAGGUACACACAGUUAAAAGCAAAUAUUGAGAAAGCAUUUACACUGACAAGAAUGCUUCAUGAACCUUUUCCAUGUGAAACGAAUUGUUUAAUUGAUUUGAUAAAGUGAAAAUAAGCACAGUGCCGUAUUAGGACUUCUGAUGAUUUCCUGCAGAGCCCUGAACGGUGCUUUGAGAAUAUUCAAUUAGCAAAAAUAAUUUGUUGAUUAGCUUUGGAGGAUGAGCUGAGGCAGAACAUAUUCAGAACACACGCUUCUAAAUAUACUGGAUACAGGCUGAAUGAAUGAACAAUGACACGUUUAGAUGAGCUUAAAUGUCAGGAUUCCCCAGUGUUCAGUAUUAACGGCAUUAAAAUGAAUAUAUGUCAGGGUUCUAAUUUUAAAUGUCGAUUUGCAUAAGUGCUAGUAUUUAAAACGGAACCAUAAGUGGUAUUCUAUCCCCUCCUUAUGGGACUUGACAACAUGAGUACCCAAGAGAACCAUAACAUGCUUGCUCGAGAUAAAUAUUGUGUUUCUACAAGAUAAAAAAAUCACUCAAGAAGAUCAUUUGUAUGCAAACCACGAUCAUCUUAUUUCUGCAUGAUAACUUGUUCACAUGAGAAAACAGCUCGUUUGCACGGGGUACAAACUUCCUCUAUCUGUCUGUUAAAAGGAAGUUCUUUCUAGCCACUGUUACUCAUGUUAGAUGAGAUGGGCCAAAACCCAUCUCAGGUUGGUUCUUGAUCAUCAAACACUGAGCGUGGUCUAGACCUGCUCUUGUUCCUUGAAAAGCGUCUUGAGAUGACGACUGUUGUGAAUUGGCGCUAUAUAAAUAAAAUUUGAUUGAUUGAUUGAUUGAUUGAAUAAUAACUUGGAAGGACAAUUAAAUGGUUCCAACAAGAUUACAACUUGUGUGCUCAUGUCAAGUCAACACUUGUGAUAACAAUUGAUUUCCCCUCUCAAGAGAAUAGCACAGAAUAAUAAACUAAUUUUAUGACAAAUCAUACAUCUGCACACCUAUCUCUAUAACGCAUUAUAAAUAUGUGUAUAAUGCAUUAUAAUCACAUUAUAGCACUGUACAACUGUAGUUAUAAACACUCAUAAAUGAUCAUUAUGCUUUAUAGCAACAAUCAUAACUUAUUAUAAAGCAUUUUAUCAUGACUUACAAGUUCAGGUAUUAUAAUGUGUUAUAACUGUUAACAACUCACUGACAAUGCCCUCAUAGAUAAUGCAUUAUACAUAUAUUUACGAUGUGUUAUGAUUUACCUGACCUUGUAAGUCAUGAUAAAAUCCUUAUAAUGUGUCUUAAUUAUUGAUUUAAAGCAUUAUAAUCAUUUAUGAGUGUUUAUAACUAUAGUUAUACAGUGCUAUCAUGUGAUUAUAACACAUUUUACGUACAUUUAUUAUACGUUACAGAGAUAGGCGUCAAGUAAAGUGUUACCAAAAGAUCUCCUUUAGGGGCUCAGUUAGAUCCUUUAAAUCAAGAAUCCAUAUCAUGGAGUUCAGACAUAAAGUAUAAAAGGUCUCUUUGUUUUCUUUAAUCGUGUUUUAUCAUCUUUGUCUAAAAAAAAUCAAUAUCUAAAAGCUUUAUGAUUCAUUGUAGCUACAUCGAGUAAACAUUGCUGUACCUCUGCUUCUUACCAGCUCCAUUCAGACCUGCAGACACUGACAACAUUGUGCGCUUUGACUCCUUCGGUGACAGCAUUAGUCGCUACAACAUCUUUCAUUACCACCAAGAAGAUGGGAAGUUCAUCUACAGGAAAGUUGGCUACUGGGACCAGACCCUGACCUUGAACACUACCCUGGUACCCUGGCGAGGUCAAGGACCCCCUACCUCGCAGUGCAGCGACCCCUGCAGGAAGAAUGAGGUGAAGAGUAUGCAGCCUGGAGAUGUGUGCUGUUGGAUUUGUAUCCCCUGUCAGCCCUAUCAGUACCUGCAGGAUGAGUUCACCUGUGCUGACUGCAGCUUUGGUCAGUGGCCUCUGGCGAACUUGACAGGAUGUUAUGAUCUCCCUGAAGAAUACAUCCGCUGGGAGGACGCUUGGGCCAUUGGACCUGUCACCAUCUCCUGCCUCGGUAUCCUGUGUACUCUGUCAGUCAUUUGCGUAUUCUUCAAGAACAACGAGACACCCGUGGUCAAAGCAAGUGGACGGGAACUCUCCUACAUCCUCCUGUUGGGCGUGCUGAUGUGCUACCUUAUGACCUUCAUCUACAUCGCCAAACCCUCCACUGCUGUUUGCACCCUACGGCGACUCGGCUUGGGCACCUCAUUUGCAGUGUGCUACUCAGCUCUUCUAACCAAGACCAACCGAAUUGCUCGAAUCUUCAGCGGUGUGAAGGAUGGAGCCCAGCGGCCACGCUUCAUCAGCCCUGCCUCUCAGGUAGCAAUUUGUGGCGCUCUCAUCUCUUGCCAACUCCUGGUGGCUGUAAUCUGGCUGCUGGUGGAGGUGCCUGGGGUUCGGAAGGAGGUGAGCCCAGAGAGGAGAGAUGUGGUCACCCUCAAGUGCAACAGCAAGGAUUCCAGCAUGCUCAUGUCCCUCACCUACAACUGCGUCCUCAUCCUCCUCUGCACCAUCUACGCCUUCAAGACGAGGAAAUGCCCGGAAAACUUCAACGAGGCCAAGUUCAUCGGGUUCACCAUGUACACCACCUGCAUCAUCUGGCUGGCUUUUCAACCGAUCUUCUACGUCACUGCCAGCGACUACAGGGUAACUACCAAGAAAUAAUUCUAUAAAGUCAACUGCAUAUCAAUGACAAAUGUUCCCAGAGAUUUUUUAAAGCCAACUGUUGUAGAGUAACAUAAACAGAGUCUAUAAAUGACUAUCCCCAGUGUAUUCAGCACUCCUGGAGAAGAAGGUGUCACUUUAAGAUUCUAUUUGAUCACUGGUGCCCAAACCCUUGAAAGAGAAGGCUUUCUUUUCAUGUGGGUUGAAGGAUCUUUCAAGGCGAGAACAAAGACAACAGACAGAUCAGGUUGGAGUAAAUAGAUGCAAAUAAUUAAUGACAGUCAUACUGAUUCAUUGAAUCACAGCAUUAAUGACAUAUUUGAGCUGGAGAAGAUGAGCUCUUUAGAUUUAUUCAAGGGUUCAUUAUAAGACACAAAAGCCGUGAUUGAUGUAAUCUUCACUAUUCUUUCAUAGUGAUGUGCAAAGUGGUAUUAAAGGCUAUAGUAAAAAUUAUUGUAAGCAGCACGGAGUGAUGGCUUCUUCAAGGGCACUUCCUUCUUAAUAGCAAGAUGAAAUUUAAAGGUCCCUGAUUAAGAAAAAUCCACUUUUGGGUGAUUUUCGACCAAUAAUCUGCAUCCCACCGACAACCCCCCACCCCCCAACAUGAAAAAAUGUCAUUCUCUCCCUCUCUUGCUUUCCCCUCCUUUCUAAAAACAUGAGCGCAAACUGGCGAAUGGAAAAGCGGUUCUGACGACAUAACCGCAUAAACUUCCUCCUAGAAUACGGAAACAGGGAAGGAUGGAGCAUUUCGUUCAUCCUAUCCUAUCAUUUUGUCGGAAGCGGGGGACAUUACGGACGGACGCCAAACAGCUUUAGUCAUGAGAGAUAACUAUAAUAUUCCGCUUUUCAAAAUACUGGGUAUUCACCAAAAGAGCUCAAAGUAACAACGAGACAGCGGAGACUAAGCCGUCAGAUAAGCUAACCCACCUAACAAUGUAACAUAACACACUAACAAAGUAAAAAGACACAUAUUUGUAACCAACCAUUCAGAAAUGGUCAUAGGCAUCAGAGGAGCUAACACACGUAGCAGUGUAACAUAACACACUGAGUAAAAACACAAACAUAAAGACGCAUAAUAUUUGUAACCAACAAUUCAGAAACAUCCAGUUGCAGCCGUAGAGUUUGACUUUCUUCAGGAGCCUUUCCCUCUGCGUCAGACUAGGCUAAACCACAGCACUCCUACAAGCCAUCACACCGCACAGGCUGUAAACAUCCCAGCGCAUAGUAUCGGAGCAAAAGCGGCAGCCCCUUCCAGAGAGGGGCGUGGUUACACACAGCUCAUUAUCAUUUAAAGGUACAGGUGCAGAAUCAGCACGUUCUCAGAGGCGCUCAAAAAGAGGGGAGUACAGACGGGCUGAUAUCCACAAAUCAACUGGUUUUUUUAGACCAAAAACUUCAAAUUUACUAUUGUGGGACCUCUGGGACUGAUUCAAACUUGAUGAAAAAUGCCAUAAUAGGAGACCUUUGACAUUCCUUCUGCAGAGUUGUCACAAAUGGGCAAAGUUUUGCAGCCUUUAGCCUUUGCACUUAUUUACAUUAACCCUGUACUUAAAAUAAGACCGUGAAUUAAUGAAGUGGAUCUGCAUAUAUUUCCAAACAGGCCAGAAAUAAGAGUAUGAAUUUUUCAUUUUUCCCAUUUGUUAACAUAUAGCUGCAAGGUUAGAUUCAUGUAUUUCUCAGUGUAGCUGAGAGUGUGACAGAUGAGACAAAAAAAAAAAAAAAAAACAGGCACAAAGCUGACGGACCGUGUAAGUUAUGAGUGCUGUUCCCUGAGGACUCAAGGGUACUGCCACAGUGUUCGGUUGGGCUAUGCAACAAGGUCUUAGUUGUGCAGACAGAUAGAGGGGAGGUCCAGGAUCACACAAGCUUUGUAUCAUCAUGAGGUAUCCAGGGCUUCUCAUGUCCGUCGUAAACACUCUUUCUGGCACCCAAAGAUGAAUCAAAGGAAGAAAUGAAGCCAGCUGAACACUGUUGAAAAUAAGGCUUCAUGCUGGAGAGGCAGCACUCACACUAAUUGAAAGAAUGAGAGGCCUGGCACUGCAACAGAGACCUUGAUAAUUUGGUUCCAUGUGACACCAAUAAUAAUGGCUGUGGGUUCAGUCGCCACAUUUUAAAUUAGGAAUUGGACAGCACAGAAAUAUUCUAAUGAGAGGCUUGCCUUGUUGCUCAGAGAAUAAUAAAGAAGUCAAAAUUCCACAGACCUUUAAAGAUAUUUUAAUCUUUCAAACACCUUUCAUUGUAGGUAAUUUCAGAUCUCUUCUCUAUUUGAUUUUAUCCCUAUUUUAUAAAAAUCCACAUUAUUACCAGGGAGAGAAAAGUCUGCUUUUGUACCUUAAACUAACCAAUUUUACAUAUUCAUCCAAGUCCUCUGAAUUGGCAUGAUUUAUCAAAGAAAUGUUGAAUUAAAACAUGAACGGAAUAGUGUGCAGUUUGGUGAACAGGUGAUAAUGCGAAUCAGAAUUCCAUCCAAGGGGAGAAAGACCUUGAUGCAAAGCUGCGAUCAUAACUGUGGCUGACGGCUGUCAUUAUUUGAGGACUUCAAACCAUCCAGGGAUGAGGUUGUUUGUCCUUCCUCCUCCUUUUUAAAUGCUUUAAAGAACUACAAAUAUGAGACUUUUCGACUUUGUCAGGAACCUCUAUUUCAAUGAAAUAAAGACAACAAAAAUUAAAUUGACUUCAUUAUAAAACGCUCUUAUUAAAAUGAUAGCACUUGUUGUGUUAGGGUCACUGUUGACCCGGUUAGAUUAACAUCUAAUAAUAAUAUGUGAACUGUCAGGCACCACACUGACUGUCAGAUCCUCUUCCAAUCAUGUGAGAUUUAGGAAAUUCUCAUUUUGCCAUGUUUUUCCCUGUACAAAAAAUGUCCAGACAUGUGAGAUCAGUUCAGUAUAGAUGUCUUUGUGAGCUAUAUACUGACAAAGAAAGUACUACAAAAACUAUUAUAAGCAAUAUUUUCAUGGAUAAUGAAGCCUAACAAGGUAACCUAGAGAUGAGAACCAAAUUGGAUGAUAAAUAAUUGUUUUUAGUGUAAUUUGCAGCUGAUUUAAGACACGGGUCAAAACCGACCCGUUAACAUAGUGGGUGUGUAGUAAAAGCUAACACAGGGGGAGGGUUAUGAUACAAUGAUCAUUUCAUCAUUAAUAACAUCAUCCGAAUAUAAUGUUUUUGAUACAAACACAACCCUGGAGCUGCUUUUGUUAUUGAGUUUUAUUCAUGGUUGUUAGAGGGGGUUCAACCAAUCAGAAUCAAGUAUCUAACGCAGGUGUGUGAUAAUAAAUAACCCCAACUGUUCAGAAAUAUAUUAGGUUCGAGAAAUAAUUCCAAUCAGAUAUGAAAUAAAGCACCGGGAUGACAUCAAGUAAUAAAAUAAUAUAAGUGGUUUUCCUCUGUCCAUUUUAGGAAAGAAAUCCUGCACUGUUUACAAAAAAUUGCAUCAUCUCCUGUGGUUUCUGCACGAGUAUUUGCACAGUUUACUAGAAAUAAAUGUUCGAAAGACAUUUUUAUGGCUGAAAAUUAUCAGCAGUCGUAGACAAAGACAAGUGAUGUAAUAUUACCACCAGCCAUUGUAGUAGUUUCAACCACUUCUUUCUUUAGGUUUAAGCCUGGAUGUGUGAGGACUCCUCAUAUAUCUGCAGCCUUGUUGUUGUUGUGUGGUAUGUUUAGAAGGGAGGGAUAUCACUUCACGCUGUGGUUCUGCAAAUAGAAGUUUCUGGGCUGCAGGGGUGACCAGUGGGGUGGGAAGAGGUGGUGCUCAGAAAGAUGACCCCAGCAGUCAGCUCACAUUAGCAGCUGAAAUAUGACUAACAGAGCCGGGGCUCUCCUGGAGAGCUAGCUGUGCUUAUUCCACAUUCUUCUUCUUCCUCCUGCUUUUCUCACCCUCCUUCUUAUGCACAUACAGAUACAGCAUUAGAAUUACUAACAUGCAUAAUUGAAAACUUAACACACACAUAAAUUAUUCAAAAUGGAAAUAGAAAUACUUGCAUUGACUGAUAAACCCUUUGGACUUCAGGUGAUGUUUUUGUUUCUAGAGACUGUUGGGUACCCACUGAGCAAUACAUGGGUAUUAGACAUCUAGUUUUGUAGUUCUAGGUUUUUUUAGACCUAAUUUCAACCGUCUAGAUUCUGUAUGUUUUAGACGGAAUUUAGACGUUGCACUUUAACCCAUUAUUUAUUAACUAUUUAUUUCAAAAAGCAACUGUGAAUUUCAUAAUCGAUCUCUAAGUACUUAACCAAAAUAAUUAUGAUUGCCGUUGAGCAAUAUACAGUGUAGGAUAGAUAAAGCACAGAUUUAGAUUUAGCCUAAAAAAAACGUUAAACCUGUGGUAGCCUGAUUUUAGACCAGUUGUCUAGGUUACAUUUAGAUGUCUAUUAAACCUCUUUUAGACAAAAAAAAAAUGCUCAGUGGGUAGGGUUUCUGGAAAAGUCCAGGAGAGUUGAUUAGUUUUAAAGUGACUAAAUACAAUAAUAACACUCUGAUGUUUUCAUCACCAUUCAUUAUUGCUCAAAAAAUAACGAAUGUGGUUGAUGAUCUAAGCUUGGAGAGAUGAAACUCAAUCGAUUUUCUUCAUGUUAAAUUAAGAACUUACUGAGUUUUGUAGUUAGGAAAAGAUAUGACAGAGUAUCGAGAUUAAAGUUGUUAAUUUACGAGAAUAAAGUUGUAAUAAAAUCAUUACUUACGAGAAUUAAGUCGUAAUACAGCUGUUAAAAUGAUAGCCAUGGAGCAUUUUGUGAAAAUCUAAUUCAAUAAAGGUUUCUCAAACAAGGAGAUACUUAAUUUUUUGGCACAUCAGCACCACAUUGUCAUAAGUAUCAUAAUGAUUUUAUUAGGACUUUAGUCUUGUAAGUAAUUAUUAUAAUAAGACUUUAUUCUCGUUAAUUAUGACCUUAUUUUAAGUUAGUCGUAAGUUAACGACUUUAAUCUCAAAGUCCUAGUUUUUUGUUUCUUAAUGUGGCCCUAAUACUCCGUCGUAAAAACACCUUUCAGGGGUAUACAGAGAUGGAAAAGCAUAUGUAUUUAUUCAUAAUACAAUAAACUGAUGAUAUAUGGGAAAUUGUAGGAAAGGAGAGGUGUUUUUGCCCCCUAUGUUCAUCAAGAGGAGGUGGGAGAAGGAGGAGAUGAGGCGUUGUGUGGGCUGAAAGACAAUGGUAUGAUAAAAAGGAAGAGAUUUCAGAGGGAUUUUCAAAAACAGACUGGUCUGAAACACAAGCUGGUGUCAAAAAGGAAUUUCACUUGUUAAGUUUAAGAUUUUGGGUUAAAUUAAAGGAUGAAAUGAAUAAAGAUGUGGGUGAACUGACUGGAUCAAAGGCUGUCCUGAGCUAACAGGUGUGUGUAUGAAGGUUUGUGUGUGUGUUCAGUGUAUGUUUGAGAGCAGAGAAGCCAGGUGGUCUUUGAACAAACUUCAUUAGUCCUUUUGAAGACAAAAGGAAAGAUAUAAAUGCAGGCAGCUCUCCUUUUCAUCAGCCACCCACUCUCCCUGCCCCUCACAGGUGCAGACCACCACCAUGUGCAUCUCUGUCAGUCUGAGUGGCUCCGUGGUUCUCGGCUGUCUUUUCGCCCCCAAGAUCCACAUCAUCUUGUUUCAACCCCAGAAAAACGUGGCCUCACUCAGAGUCACAGCCAACCGCUUCAGUGCCACGGUGUCUGCUUCAGCCUCUGCCCCCAGCUCAAGCUACUCCAAAGGUACAAAGAUACAGCACACCUGUUUUCUUUACAAACUAUCAUUCAUUUUCAAAGAUGAACAACACACAUGAAUUCAUGUAGUUACAGGAAACUGUUCUCCAAAUCUAUACUUAGAUUACUGAACAUUUACUUCUUUUUCAAUCUAUGCUGCUUGUAAACAUGAAUAUAAGAGGUGUAACAAAAAUAAUUGUACUGUUUCAAACUUUGUUAAAUACUGUACAGUAUUCCCAAAUGUGAAACUGUGUUAUUAUUAUUAUUAUUAUUAUUAUUAUUAUUAUUAUUACUAUCAUUAUAAUUAUUAGAUUAAAAACGAUGCCAGAAAAAAAAAGACAAAAUACUGUAUAUGUUGGCACUUUCUGUCCUCUGUUUUUGCAUCACAGUGGCCAUACAAUUAAAUCCAGUCAUUAAGUUUCCUUUCAUGCCAGUAAGUCUUAUCUAAAGCUUCUUAAUGAACUAAUUCACGGCACAAACUUCAAAAAUUACACACACAUAUGCAAAGUUUACAUAGUGUGUCAGUUUAAAUCUCUUUUUAGAGCCAUAAAAGCUGAGAAAACCAACAAAAACAGGUUUUAAUCCAAAUGAGCCUUUUCAGGAUUAAUUAUCUUUUUACUGUUAUUUUUUCUCACCCAGACUCAGGGCAGUUCAGCCAUCAGAAAAUAAAAUUGUCGAGGAAGUACAGAGAUAUUUGUUGUCUCUGCCAGUACAGUAUGUCCUUUUAUUAGUAUUAUUUUAUUCUUUUUUUUAUAGGGGCCUUGUCAUUUAACAGAUAGAAUAACACAAUAAUAUACAGAAGUGGCUGAAUUAUGCACACAAACCUUAUGUAAGAGACAAUAUAAAGUGAGCAGGCUGCGAAGUUAAUUAGACACUUGAUGGAGUGAGAGUGAAAUGACUCUAAUUUACAAAACCAGCAGGUCACCAUAUAUUAUUCCACUUAUGACUUGGCUGCAAAAUAAAAACACAAUCGUGAGCACAAAAGAUUGAUGUAAAAGCGAUGAAUUUAUACAAUAUAUUUGAUCUCAUUGAACAGUCCCCAAAUAUGACAAAGAGUUUUAAUCAGCCUCCUCACUUCACAAAUUAACAUUUCACUGAACUGUUUAAGUUGUAAAGGUGUUGAGGUGUUGCACGCUGAGACGGUGCAGCAGCGGCUGACGACCAGCAGAGAGCAUCUGUGACUCUUUAUAUUUUAAGCCGUGUCCCGUUGACAAAUGCUUUAGCAUGUUGGUCGUGUUUCCACCUUUGCAUGAUAUCAGUGUUCAACAAAUAUUGCAAGUCGCGCUUUUGUCGUCUUUCUUUGUAAAAUGCAGCCACGCUUUUGAUCGUUUCUUUGAACCGUCCGCAAAGUUUUUUUCCUUAAAGUCUCUGUUCUUGUUCGCGUAGACUGUCGUUUUUCAAGGCACCCGCAAGAAAGGAAUCGUAAAGGGAAUCGUUAAGAUAAAAUGUAAAUGAUGUCGAUGGAUCAAACCAUUUGGAGCUGGUUCUCGAUUCCCAUUCCUAUUACAGGGUUAUGACCAAUCAGAAUGAAGUGUUAAACAUGACCUAGCAAUAAAACAGAAUAAAAGAACAAUUAAAAUCCCAGUUGUUGCUAUUUUAGAUGUAAAUUAAUUUUUUUGCAGCUUUAAGAGACAAAAACAAACAAAAAAACAGACCUGUGCCUUCCAUGUCCUUAAACCUCUGGGUUUUAUUAUCUCGACUUAACAGAGGUGUUUUCCAGCAGUGAAAAACUUCUAGCCUGGCUAACUUUGCUGUGUUUACUCUCCAAGGAUCAGCCUCCAACUACGUGCCAGCAGUUUGUAAUGGCCGCGAGGUGGUGGACUCGACAACAUCCUCUUUGUGA